Messenger RNA from Anopheles cruzii, 2131 nucleotides. Its product is annotated as toll-like receptor Tollo. The transcript has a single exon. NCBI's taxonomy places the organism in Eukaryota, Metazoa, Arthropoda, Insecta, Diptera, Culicidae. The coding region runs from base 11 to 2092 and encodes 693 amino acids. Gene Ontology annotation, molecular function: protein binding. The record is from RefSeq and is a predicted model, not a curated record.
AGCCACCGGCAUGGCGAAGGCAGCAGGGUUCACUUGUGAAGCGGUACGGUACGAUUCGUAUAGCGCCAUCUUUCGCAAUGUGGUCAUCCAGCCAAUGGUGGACUUUUGGUUUAGUUGCGACUCAGGCUACUAUACCAAGACUAAAAUGACCUUCCUUAACUCGUCGAUGGAGGAGCUUCCGAAAAAACUGUUCGAUUCGUUCAGCACGCUACAGAACGUGUCGCUGGUCGACUGCAACAUCAAGCACAUCGAGCGCUACAGCCUCGAUCGGGCCGGUUCGUUGCGAUCACUGGACCUGUCCCAGAACCAAAUUGGCGAGCUGAAAGGUUUCGUGUUUGUCGGUGCGUCUAAUCUAAUGACGCUUAACCUCACGCUCAACAACAUCAGUCACAUCGAGAGCACGGCGUUCCACUCGCUGAGUGCGCUGCAGCUUCUGUUCUUGGACCGAAACAAAUUGGGCACCCUGAAUGCCGGCGUUUUUUCGCCACUGGUCGCCCUGCGAGGCAUCUAUCUGAAUGGCAACGAGCUUGAAGUGUUGGACGGUGGCCUGUUUGGCAGUAACUCGAAGCUGGAGGUCAUUCUGGUGCAAAACAAUCGCCUCCGUGUAGUGGACGAGCAUGCGUUUACGGUUUCGUCCGGUGCCACAGUCAGCCGCAGCCUAAUUUCGCUGCAAAACAACAGCAUCGUCCGGUUGGACCUACAGCAUGUCGCUGCGCAGAAGGUGAUCCUCAGCGACAACCUGCUGCAGGAGAUUUACAUAUCGGCGCACAUCCUGACACUACUGGCGAACAACAACCAGAUCAGCAACGUUACCAGCGACACUUCGGUAGCCGAGAUGAAGCUGCAGGUGUUGGGCCUGCGGAACAACUCCAUCACCUCGCUGGACAGCGUCGGCAGGCUAAGUUCGCUGUCCACGCUCGACUUAUCGUACAACAACGUUGGUGCGUUACGAUUAGACAGUUUCGGGUUGCUGAAGAAGCUGAAGGUGCUCAGCUUGGAGCGCACGUCGAUCUCGAACCUGCAGCACGGCACGUUCGCCCAGCAGGAGGCUCUCGAGUGGCUCGAUCUCUCGUACAACAACCUGGACAGCCUCGAUAUGGACAUUCUGACGUCGUCGACACAGCUGCAGACGCUCUACAUCGACGGCAACCGGUUGAGGUCUAUCCAGCACGAAGAGAUGAAGAAGAACUUUCCCAAGCUGACCCUGCUCGGCCUUACGGACAACCGCUGGAACUGCACCUACCUCACAAAGCUGGUGCGCUAUUGCAACGGCAACUCGAUUGUGGUGGCCAAAACAUCGGAGGCCUUGCGCAACCAGACCAAUGUGAAGGGAAUCUACUGUUACGACGAUAAGAAUCCGAUUCGGGACUGGAACACGACCGUGCAGCACCUGGUCAAUGGGACGGCGCAGGCCGGCGACGGUGCCCUGGAGGCGUUGCUGAAGAGUGUGAUGGAGGACGUGCGACGCUACAGCGAGGACCAGUCGGACACGGCCAACAAAACCGUCAAGCUGGAGGGCGCCCUAUACGACCUGACCAAGCAGCAGUUGGCCCUCCAGCGGGACAUCCUUGCGGUGCGCCAGUCGGUAUCCGACGUGUGGUUGUUUCUGCUGACAAACCGAACCACCAACGACACCACGUUCAGCAACGACGAGAUCCGCCGGCUGGUUGAGGGUAUCAACAAUGUGACGCUCGAGAAGCAGGAACUUAGUGUGAAACGGAUGCAGUUGGAGCUGUACCAGCAGUCGUUCAAGGUGGACAAGGCACUGGAGAGUGCCGGCGAGAACGCCGACCGGCUGACGGCACUGGCGAAACGUGUCGAGCAGUGGGUCGCGGGGUUGGUGGGCUCCGGCGGAAGCAGCUUCCUUGGGCAGCUUGGGGCAGCCCGGCGUGACGCUGAUAGUGCAGGGACAGGUGCCGGGGAUCACCGGGACACGGCGCUGAUUGUCGCCGUGCUGGUGUUGGUGUGCCUCAUGAUGGGCGUACUUCUGUUUGCGGUCUACAGAAGCAACCGGCGGUCGUACAACGUCGAACGCCGCCGAUAUCCGAACCGAGACAGCAGCCUGACGACGAUCGUUGAUAAUGAAAUGUAACGUGAAAUGGGUGCCUUGUAAUAGCGAUAAAGAGCUCAU